Syzygium oleosum is the source of this 1708-nucleotide messenger RNA. RefSeq names its product protein trichome birefringence-like 34. Gene Ontology annotation, molecular function: O-acetyltransferase activity. The record is from RefSeq and is a predicted model, not a curated record. The transcript has 5 exons. Bases 397 to 1635 code for a protein of 412 amino acids. Gene Ontology annotation, cellular component: Golgi apparatus. NCBI's taxonomy places the organism in Eukaryota, Viridiplantae, Streptophyta, Magnoliopsida, Myrtales, Myrtaceae.
CUUAGUGGGGGUGCUUUGCACGUGAUCAUUAAAUUAUGUUCUUUUGUUUACUAUAAACAUGAAAAAAAACUAAUCAUCUGGGGAGACUAACUGAAUUAUUUUACUUUUGAGCCUUCGAAUUGAAUAAUUAGAUGCAUACGCGCGGCACGUGAAAUAACUCCUUAUUUCCGGGGCUGUUCAGUAGUCCAUCUUUUUAAAUAUUUCUUCAUAGCAGCAGUGUAGACUCUUUUUCCUCUCCUCCUUGAAGUUUGAGGAACCGAUGCAUCGGAAUCCAAUCUCGGUCAACAUUGCCUCCCGCAGUUAACCUACCACAGAAGAAAGUAGGAGCCUCCUCAGCAACAAGCCAAGAAGAAGGCUAUAGAAGGAAGAGAGAGAGAGGAGGAGAGCGUCAAUAACAUGGCAAACAGAUCCCAGGUGGUUGCAAUCGCACCACCCACUUGGGCGUCUUCAGUGACCGGCAGCUUCCACUCCCUGGUGGCUCUGCUCGUCGCCGUCCUUGUCAUCUCCACCGUAUGCCUCUCGCGCGACCGGCCUGGACUCGGGAGCCCGACACCGACGGUACCGACCCGUCAAUGCGACUUGUUCUCCGGGCGGUGGGUGUACGACGACGUGUCGUACCCACUGUACAAGGAGAAGCAAUGCUCGUACAUGUCGGAGGAGAUCGCAUGCGAGGCUCACGGGAGGAAGGACCUGAAGUACCAGAAAUGGAGGUGGCAACCCCAUGGCUGUGACCUUCCCAGAUUCGAUGCGACAGCAUUGUUGGAGAAGCUGAGGAACAAGAGGUUGGUGUAUGUGGGUGACUCUUUGAAUCGUGGCCAAUGGCACUCCUUGGUUUGUAUGGUCGAGCCCGCGAUCCCUCCCAGCCUCAAGUCCAUGUCGGACCACAACGCCUCAUUACGCAUCUUCAGGGCUCAUGAAUAUAAUGCGACGAUUGAGUUCUACUGGGCGCCAUUGCUAGUUGAGUCAAACGGCGAUGAUCCUAAGAACCACUCGAUUUAUCAUCGGAUCGUCCGAGUUCAAGCCAUCGAAAAUCAUGCCAAGCAUUGGCACGAUGCAGAUUUCCUCAUUUUCAACACCUACCUCUGGUGGAGGCUACCCGAAAUGGAACUUCUGUGGGGAUCGUUUGGAAGUCCCAAUGCAAUGCACAAAGUGGUGAAAAUGCCUCUUGCAUAUGAGAUGGCUCUCAAUACCUGGUCAGAUUGGUUGGAGACGCAUGUCAAUAGAUCAAAGACCCUAUUAUUCUUCGUUAGCAUGUCCCCGUCUCACGAAAACGCAAGGGACUGGGGUGGGAUUCCUGGCGGAAGCUGUUACAGUGAAACCGAACCAAUUAUGCGAAAAGGAUAUUGGGGAACCGGAUCAGUUCUUGCGAUGAUGCGUGUGGUAGAAAGAGUGAUCAAGAAACUCGAAACACGAGGCGUCACAAUUCACCUCCUCAAUAUUACGCAGCUCUCAGAGUAUCGCAAGGAAGCACACCCCACCAUCCAUAGAAAAUAUUGGCAUCCCCUAACUAAAGAGCAGCUUGCAAAUCCGAUUAGCUAUGCGGAUUGCUUCCACUGGUGCCUCCCUGGACUACCAGAUGUGUGGAACGAACUUCUCUACACUUAUAUUUUCCAUUAUUUAGACACCUAUGUUUAGAUAUUGAGUUGGAAGUGCAAAGAGGCAAUUGCAAAAUACUAGUUGUGCGAUUGGGUAUACUUUUUUCCUUUUG